GCCUCUGAGUUCGUGUCUGUGAACAGAUCUCAAAAAACCCUUCACUUUUCUCUCUCUAGAUUCGCACUCUUUCUCUCUCUAAAAGUUCAAAAAGACACAACCCAUUGAAAUCUCUCUCCCUCGCUCUCGAAGACAGCGUUUUUCUUGCUUUCUUAUCCAUCUGACAAAAGAAAAAUUAUCGCUUUCUCCAGAGAAACUCUUUCAGUUUCUUCAUGUGAAUGUUUGGUUAUAGAGAAGUAGAGAGACAUCCGUGACUUCUUUCGGAAACGGUGUCGUUCUCUUAUUCCCUACUUUCCACUGUUCAUUGCUCUGUGGUGGAUUCCCACUUCAGUUUUGCUUUUGUCUUCGGUCUCAAUUAUAAAAGUUUAAAUCUUGGACUCUCUAUUCCUCCAAGCUGUUUGUUUAUGGUAAGUUCAGUGAAUCUUGAGGGGGAAACUAGAGCUAUUAUUUCCAAAUUCGGAAAGAUCAAAGAUUUUCAGACAAGAAAAAUGAGAUACAGCUCGGUUCGGUUCUUCUUCUGUCAAAGAAAACAGAACAGUCCUUCUUCUGAUCAAUGACGACCACUACUAAGGUUGCUUCUUCUCGGAUUCUGAAAGAAGCAAAUGGAGACAUCGGUGAGCAUCUUCGUAACCAUAUCCAUUUAACCAACUGUAUCCACUUGAAGAAUCAUAUGCACAACAACAACAACAGCAAACAGAGUCCGGGUUUAACAAACCGGUCUCUCCUCAUGAGAGAUCUCGUCCUUCUUCAGAGGUCAAGAUCACUCAGAGACCCAUCAGCGAGCCCGAGGAUGAAAGAAGAUCACAAGGGAGGAAGGAAUAGAAGAUGUGUAGAUCAGAACGUGGUUAAGAAAGCUAGUCUUAGGUUGACUAGUUCGUCUCCAAUAGUGAGUUGUGGUGGUGGUGGUGGUACAUCUAAAGUGACUCCUUCUGAUGAAAAACUCGAUAAGAGUUAUAGAGUCGAAGUUGAGAAUGAUGCUAUUGUGAAGACUCUGUCUGAUCAGUUAUCAGUUGAUAGUGAUGUUCGAAAUGGGCGUAAUAGGCGGAAACUUAGAGAGAAGAGGAGAGCGGUAAGGGCGGGUACUAUUAGAGACAAGUACGAGGAAGAAGAAGGAGGACAAAGAGAGCAGAACAUAGCUACAACUGUUCCAAGAAACGGUUGUGGACUUCCGUUUAACUGGUCGAGGAUCCUUGAUCUAGCUUUAUCCGCGGAUACUGUGAACACAGUGAGAUCUGAGAGUAUAAUGGAAACUGAGUAGAGCGCCGUUAGCUUUAUGUCGCAGCUCGCAACCUCAUAAACCGAUGUCCUUGCCGGAAGCUAUGACUUCACUGAAGAAGAGUGCAAAGAAAGUUUUCAGACGACAACCAUUGUCGAAGAAGAUAUGGAGAAGCUGAGACAAGCUUUGAAAACGCUGUCUGAAUCAGAAAAAACAGUUGAGGUAUCCACGAUAAAUAACUGGCUCACUGCUGCAUUGCUCCAGCUACGCUCCUGAUCAACGCUACUGGUUCCGCCUAGUCCUUGUAACAACGCUGCACCUAGACCUUCGGGUGAGAUUUGGUUAGCGGUGAUAGAGAAUGUUCGAGUUAAUGGUUAAGAGAGUUCUUUAUAGAGAAGGGAAGAUCUUUCUAUUAGUAUCGGUUCAGCUCCUACGGUGGUAAUGUUCAACUCGCCUGUAACGAAAAUAACGGCUGAAUUUAGAGAUCACAUUUUGAGAGCGUUUGAGGCUGUUCUUGGUUCUCCCGUCACUCUAGCGAUUAGAAUCGAGUCAAAGAAAGACCUGAAAAACGUUGGUUCAUCGUCGUCAAGAGCGAGAUCGUGAAUUGGAGGAUGAGACUGAAUCUGCUAGAGGAAAGACUGGAAGCGAGCCAGAAAACAGAGCAUUGUGAGAGGAAAAGCGUCGUUGGGUCAGGUGAUUAAGCAAGCUGAAGGAAACGGUUGGUCGAAACGCAAAGCGAUGCUGAUUGCAGAUAAGCUUGAACAUGAAAAUCUGAGACUUGAACCUAGUUCAAGAAGCUUGAUAUGUUGGAAAGCGUCGAGAAGCGUACGUCGCAAGGCAUCGAGAUUGAAGAAGGUGAGGAGGAGAAGGGUACGACUACAUUCGUUGUUGAAGAUUGUCAUGUGUGGGAAAAGUUUAUCAACGGCAUCCCCUUCUAGAUUAUAAGAUAGGGUUUUUUCUAUUACUAGUAUGAAGAUAAAGCGUUCGUCCUUCGUUUUUCUUAUCUUCCUUAGGCAGAUAUUUAAUGUAAUUUUUUGUAUUUUUUCUUGUUUUGGGUAAGUAAUCUUUGUAGCUGUAUUUUUUUAAAAAGUAUUUUCUUUCCACAACUAUAAGCAACGAUUCGAAUGUGAAUCACAAUGGAUGGUGGCGACAGGGGUUUUCCGAUACCGCGCACCACUUUUUAUGUCCA
Messenger RNA from Brassica napus (rape), 2405 nucleotides. Its product is annotated as protein STICHEL-like 4. The record is from RefSeq and is a predicted model, not a curated record. NCBI's taxonomy places the organism in Eukaryota, Viridiplantae, Streptophyta, Magnoliopsida, Brassicales, Brassicaceae.